AUCCUUGUCAGCCCUAAUGCAUUUAUUUAUUUUCUCACAUAAAGUAAACUCUUGCCUAUCUUUGCACAUUUUUUUUCUUAAAAUAAACCCUUGCCUACCUUGACACGACUAUUUAAACAGAAAGGAAAAUGUGAUUUUAUACUCGAAUCAACUUCUUACUACUAUCUGGUCUGAAAAAAUGUACUUUAUUGCCCUUCUGUCACUUGUAAGCAUCUUGGGUGUAUCAGCAAACUCACACUGUAGAAGUAAUGCUGAGGUUAGUUGGAACGUUUAUGAUUCUUCAAAUGGAUUAGACAACGGUGUGAUGUCUAUUCAUGGAGGUAAAGAUGGGUGGACCAUUCCAACUGUUACAGCUAUGAAUGCAUUGAGUGAUUGUGUCUUUAACUUCCAUGGUUGUUCCGGUGUUUGGACUGACAACAGUUAUUGGAAAUUCUCAUGUAAUGGAGGUGGAAUGAAAUGGAAACAAGGUGUAGGAAGUAUCGAAUUUAACUGCAGUGAUGGACCUUAUACAUGUGAAAACUUUCACUCAACCUAACUUCAAAUUAUAUGGUUUUUAAAUAAAAACUUUCCCUACUUUUUCUAGGGGAGCGUCAUUAUUAUUUCAUGUAAUUAUGCUGCUUUUAUGUAGCACAACAACGAAGAUCACAUACGUGUAUAAUGAAUCGCAACAACAAAAGAAGCCCUUUCUUUUUAUAUAAAAGGAAUAGCUUAUACAAGUACCUUUAGAGGGCGUAUACUUGUAAUAAUAUACAUAAAAUAAGUAAUAUGCUUAAACUACGAGCCUUGAAACAAAGAGAG
Rhizopus microsporus ATCC 52813 is the source of this 798-nucleotide messenger RNA. RefSeq lists its product as uncharacterized. Lineage: Eukaryota; Fungi; Mucoromycota; Mucoromycetes; Mucorales; Rhizopodaceae. The transcript has a single exon. Bases 179 to 535 code for a protein of 118 amino acids. The record is from RefSeq and is a predicted model, not a curated record.